AUUUUUCCAUAUAGUUACUCACUCAAGGUGGGUCCCAUGCAGAAAAUCUACUUCCCCUAAGUUGCGACAGUUUCCCGAUUCGUCCUCCUUCAGCUCAACCAGAUUCUCUCAGCUGCACUCCUCCAUCAUGCGGUGGCAGGCGCCGCCGGCGAGAAACGCCGGCUUAGGCGUCGCCGCCAUGUCCUACGUGGCCGUUGACUACCUCCGCCACCUCUCACCAACAUGGCACUCGCGUCUGCAACCGGCGUUGUGGACCCUCCUCGCCCUCGCCGCCGUGGCUCGAGUCCCUUCCUACCGGCACUGGUCGGCGGAGUUUCGUGCCGCUAUUCCUUUCCUCGCCUCCAUGCUCUUCAUGCUCGCCGCUCUCCUCUUUGAAGCAAUCUCCGUUCGCUCCGUCACCGCCGUCCUCGGCCUCGACUGGCACCGGAAUACGCCACCUCUUCCAGACACUGGUCAAUGGUUUCUCCUGGCAUUAAAUGAGAAACUUCCUAGUGUAAUUGUUGAGAUAUUAAGAGCACGCAUUAUUGGAUUGCACCAUUUCUUGAUGUUGUUUAUGAUGUUGGCGUUCUCUGUGCUAUUUGACUCUGUAAGAGCUCCUGGACUUGGACUAGGUGCUAGAUAUAUGUUUACCAUGGCAAUUGGCCGCCUUCUCCGUGCCAUAAGUUUUCCAUCUACCAUUCUGCCAUCAGCCCGUCCUUGGUGUGCAAGUUCUCGGUUUAGAGUUCCGUCAUAUCCUCAUCGUUGGGCUCAAAAAUAUUAUGUUCCCUAUGCUUCAGAUCAUAAUGCUAUCAACCAGCUGAUAAAGCUAGAUAAAGCUUAUGUUGACAUUGGAAGUCCUGCUGCUGACUACCAGCCAGAAUGGGGUUCGGCGAGCUUUCUGAUCGAUUUUCUUCGGCCGACGGCCUCUGAAGGACCUUCAUGGUUCAGUUUGUUAAAGAAAGCUGGAGGUGGCUGCAAUGACCUCCUAUAUAGUGGCCACAUGCUUGUUGCUGUGCUCACAGCUAUGGCUUGGACAGAAGCUUAUGGAGGUUUCAGUUCAGCUCUUAUAUGGCUUUUCGUAGCGCACAGUGCCCAGAGAGAAGUGCGAGAACGCCAUCAUUACUCUGUAGACUGCAUUGUAGCCAUCUAUGUGGGGAUCCUCUUGUGGAAGAUGACAGGUUUUAUCUGGUCACAAAAAGAUGCAUCCAGAGAUAGGAAUCUGUCUAAACUUGAGAAGAUUCAAAGUAGGCUCGUCCAGGCUGCAAAGGACUCUGACAUUGAGGAAGUGAGGGAGCUUCUCAAAGAGAUUGAAUUAAGCAGUGAAGAGAGCAAGAAACAGACUUCAAUAAAAUAUUCAAAGUUAUUUAGCUCUGCCACCAUUGUCUUUGCACUGACCAUAGUUAUUCUGGCUUUCACAUUGACAAGUGAUGGAUGAUGAUCUUCUUGCCACACAGUUUUCAACUUUCUGUAUGUAUUUCCCACGUAUUUUGUUGCUAUCAGCAGUAGUUUUGGUUAACUACAUGGCGUAAAGAGGCUAAUCGGAGAUGACUCCUUGAGUUAGGAUUUGUAUUGUUUAGUAUGAUGACUGUUGUUUGUUAUUGUCAUCAUCUUGUAUCACUAGACAUGUAUUUGUUGUUAUUUAUUUUUUUGGUAGAGAGACAUUGUUUGAUUGAAUGAUUGUAUAACAGAAAUGAAUUUUUAAGACUUA
Messenger RNA from Lotus japonicus, 1687 nucleotides. RefSeq names its product protein PHLOEM UNLOADING MODULATOR. Lineage: Eukaryota; Viridiplantae; Streptophyta; Magnoliopsida; Fabales; Fabaceae. The transcript has 4 exons. Bases 128 to 1414 code for a protein of 428 amino acids. Gene Ontology annotation, molecular function: ceramide cholinephosphotransferase activity; sphingomyelin synthase activity. Gene Ontology annotation, cellular component: Golgi membrane; endoplasmic reticulum membrane. Gene Ontology annotation, biological process: ceramide biosynthetic process. The record is from RefSeq and is a predicted model, not a curated record.